This is a messenger RNA of Prunus armeniaca (apricot), 291 nucleotides long. Lineage: Eukaryota; Viridiplantae; Streptophyta; Magnoliopsida; Rosales; Rosaceae. The record is from the annotation of a GenBank genome assembly.
AUGGCCAUGAAGAAGGCUACCACAACGCCAAGGAUGAAGGCUCUGCAAGCAAGAUUCGACGAAAUCUUAAAAGGAGGGACUGCACUUCACCUUCUUGCAACUGUUUCUCAAACUACAGAGAGGAUCCCCCGGGAUGUUGACAAAGAGAAGAUACAAGACAUGCUAUUAUGGGACGGCGACCAUGAGCAUCAGCAACAAGAAGUUCGUGUGAUCGCACUUGUAGGCAUGGGAGGAAUUGGAAAGACAGCUCUUGCCACAAGUCAUGUACAACGAAGGAGAGAGUACAAAUGA